GCAUUGACUGCGUAUAUUAUGAAAAGAUAUUUUAUUAAAAUAAAACGUCUCCGUUUUGUUUUCUGCAAUAAAUGCGGGCAAAUUUGUAAAGCAGUUUGACCUAAUAGCAAAUUCUCUGAGUUCCAAGAAAUCCUCGGAGAAAUUGACUUGAUCGAGGUAAAUUGAAUAUUGCGAAAUGUUGGUUCGAAGACACCCGAUUAUAACAAAAAAUCUAAAUUCUUUGAUAAAUUCAAGAUAUUCUUACUAUAAAAGAGGUAGUCGUAUGGUAUCUAUAAUGGCUUCUAACUUUGAACCUGUUGUAUUGUCAAAAGCUUGCAAAAGAAUACCACCUAGCAUUUGGGUUGAAACUCUGAAUUUAGUAAAUAAAUAUAAACCAGUGAAUCUGGGUCAGGGUUUUCCUGAUUUUCCAGAAGUUGUUCCCACAACCUUAAAAAAUGCGUUAGUUGCUACACAAGCAGCUAAUGCUCCAGUUGUUAACAACCAGUACACAAGAGGUCAGGGUAACAUUGAUCUUGUAAAUGCUAUUGCAGACAUUUACAGUCCACUAUUUGGUAGAUCAAUAGAUGCAAUGAAAGAGGUCAUGGUUACAGUAGGCGCAUAUGAAGCCUUGCAUUGUAUUAUUAAUGCUGUUGUCAAUCCUGGAGAUGAAGUAAUUUUAAUUGAGCCAUACUUUGACAGCUAUAGUGAAAGCAUUCUUGCAAUUAAUGGAGUUCCACGCUACAUACCUUUACGACUAAAAGAAGGUGGAACCAAUGCAAGCGAUUUUGUUUUAGACAAAAAUGAGUUGACAGGCUUGUUUAAUGAAAAGACAAAAGCUAUAAUUGUAAACACUCCACACAAUCCUACAGGGAAGGUUUUUACACAUGAAGAAAUAGAGUUUAUUGGCAACUUAUGCAAGAAAUAUAAUGCUUUAUAUAUCAGUGAUGAAGUUUAUGAAUGGCUAGUGUAUCAGGGAUCAGAGCAUAUCAGAGCUGCAACACUUCCUGGUAUGUGGGAACGUACAGUUACUGUUUGUAGUGCUGGGAAAACAUUUAGUGUUACUGGUUGGAAAUCAGGCUGGCUUAUUGCCCCCGAAUACUUGAUAUCAGGUGCCAUGCGAGUUCACCAAGGAAUUAUAUAUACUUGUCCUACACCACUUCAGAUAGCUUUAGCCAACACAUUCAAGCAUGAAAAACUGCUUUUAGGUACUCCUGAUUCUUAUUGGCAUUGGUUGUGUCAAAAUAUGACUGGCAAACGUCAACGAAUGUUUGAAAUAGUUAAAGAAGCUAAAAUGAAGCCAAUUAUGCCAGAUGGUGGAUACUUCAUGCUAGUCGAUAUUACUGGUUUGAAUGUUGAUCGAAGUGGAUAUGAUGAUGAUACUCCGCUUGAUAAAAUAGUGCAACAAUGGUUAAUUAAAGAUAAAGGUUUAGCUGUUAUUCCAUGCAGUGAAUUCUAUAGCAGUGAACACAAAAAAGAGUUUGAGAAUUUUAUACGUGUCUGUUUUAUAAAGGGUGACAAUACAUUGGACGCUGCUCGAGAAAUAUUUAGUAAACUUAAUAUAGAGUAAUAUUCAUAUUUAUCACAAAAUGUAUAACUAUUUAAUCUACAUUCUGCUCUGUGUUGUAUAUGUUGCGCAAUGACUUUAAAACUGCCCUGUUCAUGAAAUAUAUAUUUUCAAAUAUAAAA
This is a messenger RNA of Hydra vulgaris (swiftwater hydra), 1665 nucleotides long. RefSeq names its product kynurenine--oxoglutarate transaminase 3. Gene Ontology annotation, cellular component: mitochondrion; cytoplasm. Gene Ontology annotation, molecular function: L-kynurenine:2-oxoglutarate transaminase activity; pyridoxal phosphate binding. The record is from RefSeq and is a predicted model, not a curated record. Lineage: Eukaryota; Metazoa; Cnidaria; Hydrozoa; Anthoathecata; Hydridae. Gene Ontology annotation, biological process: biosynthetic process.